AGGGUGGGUCAGGGGCCAAGGGACUUUCUAGCCACACCCAGAGACCUCUGACACAGAGUGCUGUGGCAUAGGAAUUCCUGUUCCAGACUUGGCCAGCUGAGCCCACCGCAGGCACCUGUAAGAUGAAGGCUCUCUCCUUCCUCCUCCUCCCCGUCCUGGGGCUGCUGGUGUCCAGCAAGACACUGUGUCCGGUGGAUGAAGCCAUCGAUGCUAAGAUCCAGGAGAGCACCAGCUCGCUAAUUUUGGGGGCAUUAGGCAACAUUGUCCUGAACUGCCAGACUGUCACCUCCAGGGGAGACCUGGCCACUUGUCCCGCAGGCUUCGCCAUCACCGGCUGCACGUGUGGCUCCGCCUGCGGCUCGUGGGACGUGCGCGCCGAGACCACAUGCCACUGCCAGUGCGCGGGCAUGGACUGGACCGGAGCGCGCUGCUGUCGCCUGCAGGUCACCGGCGCCUGAGGUCGCGCGUGCGCCGCGUGGGCG
This is a messenger RNA of Microcebus murinus (gray mouse lemur), 482 nucleotides long. RefSeq names its product resistin (gene RETN). NCBI's taxonomy places the organism in Eukaryota, Metazoa, Chordata, Mammalia, Primates, Cheirogaleidae. Gene Ontology annotation, molecular function: hormone activity. The record is from RefSeq and is a predicted model, not a curated record. Gene Ontology annotation, cellular component: extracellular region.